AUGAAAUUAAAUUCAUAGAAUAAAAUAAGUAGGUAGGUAACGAAAAACAUUACCAAAAAUAUUGAUUUUCGAAUUCAAAUUAAUUAAAUUGUAUUUUAAUUUAAAAAUAGAAUUUAAAAUAAAAUAAAUAAAACAUGAAUAUAAUUUCGUUAACAGUUUGGACUUUAGAAAAUAAUUGUUUUAUUGUUUAUACGACCAUGAUGGUAUGUUUUGUCGCGUUCACAUAUUACCACAAACGUAAGAUAGAAGAGCACAGCAGAAUAGCCAUGAAGAAGGAAGUUUUGGCGCGAACAGCCGCCGGGAGAGAACGCAACUUCCCGAACAAUCCAGACGAAGACCCUGACGCUCUGGCGUCAGCAAUACCAGAGGACACCCCGCACAUUCCCUACAGGCCUCCCCGAAGGUCUGAUGAGGAAAUCCUUCAGCGGUCCCGGGAGUAUUACGAGCUGAUGGCCAAAAGACGAACUGUCAGAGCUUUCAGCCCUGAUCCUAUUCCUCGAGAAGUCCUGGACAACAUUAUCAAAACUGCCGGCACAGCCCCAUCCGGCGCUCACACAGAACCUUGGACAUACGUCGUGGUACAGGAUCCGGAAAUGAAAGCAGCCAUCAGAGAUAUAGUCGAAGAGGAAGAAGAACAGAACUAUAACAAGAGAAUGUCCAGACAAUGGGUGACAGAUCUGAAGCCAUUCCAUACAAUGCAUGUGAAGCCAUAUUUAUCAGAAGCUCCUGCGCUAGUCCUUGUCUUUAGGCAGACUCACUCGUGGAGACCAGACGGCAAGAAGCGGAUGCAUUAUUACAGCGAAGUUAGCGUUGCUAUUGCUGCUGGAAUUCUUUUAGCAGCUAUUCAGUACUGCGGUUUGGUGGCCCUUACAUCGACGCCUCUCAACUGCAACGCACGAUUGCGCGACCUGCUCAGCAGACCAUCACACGAAAGGCUGGAACUCCUCCUACCAGUGGGAAGACCCCAUGAAGACGCUACCGUACCAGACCUUCAGAGGAAACCCUUGGAAGAAAUUAUGGUUAGGAUUUGAAUAGUCGGAAAGAAGGCUGGAGUGUGGGUACCACAAAACAGAAAAACAAUUGUGUAAUGUGAUGAGACUGUCCUAAUUUGUAAAGUAUUCUUGUUAGGUGUUGUUAUUGCUCAAAAAGGAAUAAAAGACAAACUGAUUUUAGGGACAUUUUGUACUAAAAAAAAUAAACAUCAAAAAACGAA
This is a messenger RNA of Pectinophora gossypiella (pink bollworm), 1213 nucleotides long. RefSeq names its product iodotyrosine deiodinase 1 (gene Iyd). Lineage: Eukaryota; Metazoa; Arthropoda; Insecta; Lepidoptera; Gelechiidae. The record is from RefSeq and is a predicted model, not a curated record. The coding region runs from base 135 to 1031 and encodes 298 amino acids. Gene Ontology annotation, molecular function: oxidoreductase activity. The transcript has 4 exons.